Molecule: messenger RNA, 11559 nt
Organism: Scylla paramamosain (green mud crab)
Lineage: Eukaryota; Metazoa; Arthropoda; Malacostraca; Decapoda; Portunidae
Product: zinc finger protein 574-like
Exons: 2
Coding region: 1644-3128 (494 amino acids)
Biological process (GO): regulation of transcription by RNA polymerase II
Cellular component (GO): nucleus
Molecular function (GO): RNA polymerase II cis-regulatory region sequence-specific DNA binding; DNA-binding transcription activator activity, RNA polymerase II-specific
Source: RefSeq, a predicted model, not a curated record
ACAGACAUUUCAGUGUUUAAAUCCCUCUCUUUUGUUCAUUCUGUAAACAUUUGGUCUCUAACUAGAUAUAAACCAGUCCUAACUUUUUAACAUUGUAGGUCAUUAACUCUUUUAGAAACCACCAGUAUUGUAUUGUAUUUAACAUUGUAGGUCAUUAACGCUUUUAGAAACCACCAGUAUCAUUAACCUCAAUUAUGUUUUUACCUUUAUAAUGCUGCAUAAUUUUUUUUCCCAUGAUAACCAGUAACUAUUUAAACCCUCUAUUUGUGCCACAGAUUCCUAUAUAAAUGGUUUUGCAGCUUUAAGAACACAAAACAAACCUUCUUUUUCCCAUUUUUUUGUGUGUAUGUGCCGUUGCAAACUUUAUUUUUACAUUGCACUGAAUAAUUCCACAAUACAUGAUUUUAAAGAGAGAUUGAAUAAUAGUAAACAUCGAGACAGGACUGUAGUUUUCCCAGCUGCUCCUCCCGUAAACCACAGCUAGGUAGAUACAUUAGGUGGACAUUAAAGAACAGACGUAGAAGAAGAGGAACGAUAUUGAACUGGUGUCUCCAUUGAUCAGUGAACCCAGGAGCUGAGAUUAAGUCAUCAUUUUCUGGGCACUUCUUCACCUUGGAGUUGUGGAAGAAUAUUGUGUUUGGCAAGAUUACUCAUUGAUAAGUCACAUUUGAAAAUAGUCUUUCUAAUUCAGUGUUAACUAUUUUUCAUUAUUAACCAUUAAAGUAAAUCAAAAUUUUUAACCUUGCAUAAAAAAAAGUCUUUUAAUCCCCAUGUUAACUAUUUUUCACCAUUAACCAUUAUAGUAAAGCAAAAUUUUUAACCUUGCAUAAAAAAAAACACUUUCAAAUCCUGUGUUAACUAUUUUUUAUCAUUAACCCUUAAAAUAAAGCAAAAUUUUAACCUUGCAUGACCUAAAUUCUAAACCCUUCUGGAACUAUGAGAGCCAACACAUUUAACCUAUUAAUUUUGAACUGCUGUCACAUGUUAUCAUAGAGCCAAGAAACAGAUUAGGUCAAGUCAGUUCUUGGGCACAUCUUCACCUUGGUGUUGUGAAAGAAUGUGUGUGUGUGUGUCAAGACUGCUCAUAAACACCUCACAUUAAUAUUCUGAGGCAGGUGCUCUAGGUGGUGUGAGUAUCAUGUGUGUGUGUGUGUGUGUGUGUGUGUAGUGUUGAGUGAGCCUGCCUGUGUGCUGUGUGCUGGUGCUCUUGCCUCUCCUCUGCUACUUAAUGAUGACAAUAAUACAGUUUAUUUUGUAUGUGAAUAAUUCAGCAGGACAACCACCAGGUAUCCUAAGCAUCCUGGGAACUAAUCAUUGGCAGAGCGGUGUGUGAGCCUCACCAGUAAGCAGCAAGCACAGAGAAGGCAAGGGACAGGACCACUGAGUACCUUGGUGAAUGAGAGGUGAUGGAGAGGAGGGGAGGGCCAGGCCACACCUGCCUCCUGCCGACCCCAUGCACCCAGUGGCCACCCCUGCUGGACAGACAGAGUGGUCAUGGUGGCAGGGCAGUGUGGUGACUCCCCACUCCUGCGUGCGCUGCCAGUCCACUCACACGCACACGGGUACACACGGCUGAGCGCACGCCAACCCCACAGAGGUGUGCCGUGAGCGCCGGCCCGCUGGAGGCCUCCAAGGAGAGGAGGAUGGCACGGGCCAAGAAGAAGGUGACCUGCCAGGACUGCGACCGCACCUUCAGCCGCAAGGGGGAGCUGCAGCAGCACCGGCGGGAGGAGCACAGCCGCCGCAACAUGUGUCCCAUCUGUAAGCGCGCCUUUGAGUCCGAGAAGCGGCUUAAGAUGCACUCCCAGUUUCACAAUGUGGACGGGGAGUACAAGUGCUUCUACUGCCCAAAGCGGUUCAACAAGGCGUGGAAGAUGAAGAUCCACCUGGUGAACCACAGUGGCAGGCCGUCCUACGUGUGCGAGUUCUGUGGUGACGACUUCCUGUACCCCGGCAAGAUCGUGGCGCACCUCAAGCUCAUGCACGAUGUGUGCUAUGCCUGCAAGGACUGUGGCCGUGCCAUCCCCAUCGAGUACAGCCACCGGCCACACAAGUGCAAGAUCUAUGGCUGCAAGGACUGCCUCAUGGCUUAUGCCACCGCUGAGGAGCUGGCCCUGCACACCAGCGAUCUGCACCGCGACCAGUGCUCCUCGUCUGUCUGUGUGCCCGAUGUGGAGUCCGCAUCCCCCUCGCCACCCCGGGACCCCCCACAUGACCCAUUCCAGGGCGCCUCCCCCGGCAGCGGUGACACAGAGGAAGAUGAGUGCGACCGCCUGGAGUGUGACUUGGUGGUGGUGGAGGAGGCAGGUGCCGGCAGGGCUGCCCCGGGGACCGGGCUCAAGGUGGCAGGGGACAGAAUGAGUGGGGCGGCCCAGCAGGCGGCCUGUGUAUCCCCGCUUCACCUGCAGGGUAGUGACAGUUCCUGGAGAGGCAGCCCCGGCCCUGGUGUGCGUGAGGGGCCCCGUGAUGCCAUGCCACGGGUGACUGACCCAGACCAGAGGCUGUCCCGGGAUGUGCUGGUGAGCCCCAGUCCGCCUGGUACCCCAGCCAGGUGCCUGGAUGACAGUGGCGUGAGAGACACGAGUGACUUGACUCUGCUGGUGCGGGGACACCGCGCCCCGGCUAACACGUCUGUGAUAAAGAGUGAGGAGGAGGAGGACGAAGAGGACGAGGAGGAGGAGGAUGAGGAAGAGGAGAGUCUGCCUCCCUCAUACAUCUCCUCUGUGCUGCUGCGGUCGCCCACUAGCGGCCUGAGCAGCAGGUUCAAGGUGCCCGAGUCGUCCCCCGGACUCUGGAAGAAGCUGGAGUCUCCCGCGGCACGGUCGCUGCGGCGCAAGCAGGACGAGCUGGACCGGGCCAGCAGGAGGGGCGACCUGCUCGACACGCUGCAGCUGUACGCCGACACGGAUGCUCGGCUCACGCAGCGCUGCCAGACGUCCUUUGAGUCAUGGCUGGCCAGCGACUCCUUCUCCGCCCCAGAGCACGACUACGUGUUUGGGUUUGAGGCGAGCGUGUCGGUGGGCCGGCGCCACGAGGACCACCACUACCACCACUACCACUACUUCAACAAGAAGCUACCGGCCAAAGAGAAGGUGGACAUGACCUUCGAGGACCUGUGUCUCUUCUGAGGGAGGUGAGACGUGGAGCUUCUCACUGUUGCUGCUGCUGAGGCUAGGCAUGAGUGGGCUGACUGGUGGGCUGACUGAUUGAUGGGUUGAUGGGUUUUCUUGGCCAAGGGGAAAGUGGAUGUGACUUUUGGUGACCUGAGUCUCCUCUAAAGCAGGCAGGUCAGCUUCUCACCGCUGCUGCCGCUAAGGUCAGGAACAGGUUGAUGUGUUGAUGGGUUUUCUGGAACAUCUUCUUCACGUGCCACAGUUUCCGUUUGAGUUUCUUCCGCUGAGAGAGAGAGAGAGAGAGAGAGAGAAAAUAGAAUAAUAUAUACCUGAUAUACAUAUUAUUUAUUUAAUUUAUAAGAUACAUACUAUGAGCUUUAUCUUUUUUUGCUACAAGGAAAAUUAUGUACGUACCUAUGCCAGGCGGCCCAGGCAAGUGGCGGGCCUCUCGGGUAGACUGUUGAUCCUGUGGCGAUCUUGUGGCGGGAAUACUGAGGCAGCUUUUGUUCCUGCAAUGAAGGAAGUUUGUAGAGUCACAUCUGUUUCACUCUGCUGAUUAGAAGUGGUUUUCUGGUCAGUAAUACGCUAUAAUUCUUUGAUAUGUAUGUGUUGGUGCUGCUGCUGCUCAGUAUCUUUCAUAACCUAACCUAGGCUAACCUUGCACACUCUCUUAUGUGGUAUUUAAAACAGUUGUGAGAGCGGUUAUGAUUCUUUGUCAUAUUAGGUCAUUAUUGCUGCUGCUCGUUAUCUUGCUUAACUGAACCCAAUGUAAUCUUAUAAUUCUGUGCUAUACGUGUCAUUACUUGUGUUGUUCGUUAUCUCUCUUAACCCAUCUUAACAACCUAACUCAAUCUUACUUAACUUAACCUAACCUUGUACAAUCUUUGAUCUAAUUCUAAAAAAAAAAAUGAAAGCACUGGUGAUAACAUUGUAAUUCUUUGUUAUCUAUGUGUCAUCAUUGCUUCUGCUCUGCUUUCUUUAUCAAUACUUGUACAAUCCUUUAUCUAAUUAUAAAAAAAAUGCAAAAAGCACAGCAGAUACAUAAAGAUAAAGACAAUACAGUGUUGCCAGAAAACACAUGAUUUAGUCUGGCAGAGUGAAACAGGCAUGAUUUUGGAACAACACAGCUUUUGGUACUGACAGAAGGGGAGUAGUUACACCAUUCCCCACUCUGACAGGAGGGAAAAUACUGCUAGCCAUGUACGCAUGUCAAGUCCAAUCGUUUCCCUAUACACCAGUAUUGGCCGACGACGCACGAGUCACCACUGUUCGCCCCAUGUGUGUGUGUGCGUGCGUUAGUGUCUGGAGUAGCUGAGUCUCUGAUCUUUUCCUCACAGUGGUGCUAGGUAUGGAAGAACGCUCUAUAUAUAUGCAAGCAGACGUCAGGGCUCUUAGGUAAGGUGUGGGUGGGGUGUGGGGUGUACUUUUAGUCCUAGGAAGGAGGAAGGGUGAUGCUGGAAGUACAACUGAAGUGACUAACAGGAGUGGAAGUGUCUGUGCAUUGAGGCAGCACAGGGAAACAAGACACCUUCAGCUGUUGUUUUGAUCUGUUUGGAUGAGGAGCUUACUUCACUCUUUCGUUGCUGGUUCGCGUGUUUUGUGAUCAUUUAGUUUUAUUUUAUUAUUUUUAUUUAUUCAUUUAUUUUAUUUAUUUAUUUAUUUUUUUUUGGUAGUUGUGUUUGCUUGGUAUUUUAGAGAAAACAACGUUUUCUGUUUGUGUGUGUGUUUUUGAUACUUUAGUGUGACAACCUAGAAAAAAACUCAAUUCUCUUCAUAUUCUUUUCCUUUCCUGCUGCUCUUUUUCUAUAACAGUUUAGGAAAGACAAAAUUUUCCUCCUGCUCUUUUUUUUUGUAAACUUUUUGAUACCAAACCUGACGUAAUUUAAUCUAACAUAACCAGAAGCACCCCAAGAGUAGCCAAGGAUUCUGGUUUUCCUGUGCUGCCUGUGUCGACAUCAAGGAUUCACGUGGCAUUUUUGUAAAUACUACCUCCAUUGUAACGUGUCAAUUCAGGGCCAAGGGAGUGGCACUCGUCUGGCCGAGGAGUGUGGUCGGGUACCCUUAAUGCAUUUCAGUGUAAGACUUGCACUCAGGACUGUAUUCUGAAACACUUCUGCACUGCAACUACUUUUCAAAGGCUCUAGGUGAAAUUAUGGGUUUUCAUGAGUGUUUUUAUGGUUCUAGUGACAGAUUAAGAAGAUUUUUACGUUAUUAACAGGAGAAACACACUUGAGAACCUGGCUGACCACGCCUUUGAAGGUAGUCAUGGUGAGAGAGCGAAGUGUUUCAGAGUGCAGUCCUCACACACUGUAGUAGCAAAUCCCCAACUCGCACAGAUGGGAGUAGUGAGGAUCGGCUGUAUUCAUAUCUGUUUACGUGUUCUUCAGUGCUGUUCCUAAGACUGUAUGCAAUAAUGUUUUGCCUGCAUAGCUGUACCUUUAAGACUGUUAGCUGUAGAUCAUAAUGUCCUGGAUGCUCACCAAUAUCCCAGCUGCCGUGGAGACACUGUAUUUUUGAUGUCUUGACUGCUGUAGCAAUACGUGGGUGGGAGGGGGGGAAGGGAUGCAUGCCUCAGACUCUGGAAAGGUCAUUGUGGCACUCUUGGCUAGGCAGUGCAGAGGCCAGGCUCUUUGACACUGAGUAGAGGAGGCACUGUUAAAUAUUUAGAGGGUUACUGUUACACCCUCAGCUAAAGACUGCGCUAGUGGAGAGGGCAGUGUUAAAAAUUUAGAGGAUUCUUGUGCCACUCUCAGCUAAACAGUGCACUGGCCAGGCUCUGUAGGGCACUGGUAGAGGAGGCAUUGUUAAAAAUUUAGAGGGUUGUUGUUACACCCUCAGCAAAAGAGUGCACAGGUAGAGGAGGGAAAUGUUCAAAAUCUCCCACUUUAUCCUGCAGUUUAAGUCUUUCAUAUUACUGUACUAAGCAUCAUUAGCUAAGGAGGCAGCGGCAGCCAGCACGCUCACCACUCACAGCCGCCCGCACCAAAUUGUCCAUUGUGCAAGUGGAAGGCAAAAUUAUUAGGUACAAAUAACCACUAGUGUAGCCGUCGCACUGAGGAUGCUGUGCCCCUGCGUGUGUGUGGCCAGCUGGGGACACCCACUGCUGCAGGGCGUCCCGGAGGCUGCUGUAACAAAUCUCAAAAUAGAGGAAUAAGUUGUGUUAUUGCUGUCUGUGUAUAUGCAUUGCUUUGUGGACUAGAGACACUUAAGAGGCACAAAGAGGUAUUGAAAGGUACUGAGGGAUUUUGAGAGGUACUUAGAGGUAUUGACACGUUCUGAGACAUUCACAGUUCCAUAUAUAAGCCAAAACACAGCAGCAGAUCUUUAUUUCUCUAACAUUACAACACUGAGUCUUCCCCCACUGUCCCCUCUCUGCAGAAGACUCUCUGUCAAAAUGUUAGAGAAGAUAAAAUCCCAUGUUGUGCCAGAUUUCAGUACCCCAGAGGAAGGAACCUUUGUUUGUAACCUUAUUUUCCAUCGCUGAGUGUUUUGUUCCCCAGCACACUUGUUUGUCAUCAUUCAUUCACUGGUGUUUUUCCUGCAUUGAUCAACUGACUGAUUUCGUGGUGUUUUUGUUGUCGUAGUUUAUAUUCUGUUUGCGUUAAGGAUGAUCUAGUCUGGUGGUGGCAUUGUACGAUUGUGUGUUAAGUUAGCUGCGCACUAAGGAAUGAUUUAGAUUAGCGCUAUGUUGUGUGAGAGAGAGAGAGAGGAGUGAGUGGCAGAUGGAAGGUAUAGGAAUGUAGGGUACAGAGAGAGAGAGAGAGAGAGAGAGAGAGAGAGAGAGAGAGAGAGAGAGAGAGAGGGGUAGGUAUCUUGCAUAUUAGAUCAGUUUGUGUUGUUUUGAAGGAGUAAACAUUAAUUAUGGGACUGCAGGGUUAAGAGAGAGAGGUGUUCUGCAUAGGAGGUCUGUCUGUGUUAUUUUGAAGGAGGUCAACAGGAAUCAUGGGACUGCAGGAUUAAGAGUGAGGUAUUCUGCAUAGGAGUUCAAUUUGUUUUAUUUUGAAGGAGUAAACAUGAAUUUUGGGACUGCAGGGUUAAGAGAGAGGUGUUCUGCAUAGGAGUUGAACUAUUUUAUUUUGAAGGAGGAGCAUGGAUAGGAAUAUGUUAUGAACAGCCCUUAUUUAAAGAUUUGAAAAUAUAAAUGGAGACUUCUUGGUAUUGCAGUCUGUCAGAAUUAACUUAGUAUGUGACACUCAUUUCCUCUGUUUACUAUUUUUACCAUUUUCCUGCUUGUUUUUACUAUGCUAGUCUUCAUCACCAUUUCCCUCUGACUUGAGAACACAAGGGAAGGUGCAAGAAGCCAUCAGGUCUACACGCAGCAGUCACUGUAUUAAAUAUGCACACCAAUCUCCACUUAUUAAUUUCUUCAUCCAUCACAUUGAAGCCGAGCCAAAAGGAAGUUAAUUUCUCUUCAUUGCUGUGGGGGAUAACGGGCAUUCAUGUGUGGGGCAUUAAUUGAAGAGGCAGGCCAGUGGUGACAUCCUUUCAUGGGCGGCCAGGAGUUAGGGACUGGUCGUGCUGUGAAGGGAAUGAGAGGAAUGAAGUAUUUUAUGAAGCACUACUAAUAAAAUACACCUCUAUUUCUUUCAGUAUUGGGUUAGUCUGCUUAUAUCCAGUACUAUGACUUUGUACAGGGAAUAUUGAGGUGUAGGUGGCCAGGAAUGCGUGACUGGCCGUGCUGUGAGGGAAGGAGGGGAAUGGAGUUUAUGAAGUACUAGUAAAACACCUCUGUCUCUUUCAGUAUUGGGUUAACCUAUUUACUUCUACUACUACUACUACUACUACUACUACUACUACUACUACUACUACUACUACUACUACUACUACUACUACUACUACUACUACUACUACUACUACUCUUAUUAUUAUUAUUACUAUUAUGUGUGGGAUGAAUAGAUAGGAGUUUUCAAUAGAUGGAAAUGAAUGAAGCUUGUACUAGUAAAAUCUUGUUUCAGUAUUGAAUUGAUCUGUUUACUACUACUACUACUACUACUACUACUACUACUACUACUACUACUACUACUACUACUACUACUACUACUACUACUACUAUGACGAUGAAUAGAAGGGAGUUUUUGAAUGCAAGAAAGUGGAUGCAACCUUAACACUCUCAGAGGAAAGAUAAAACCAGUGAUAAUAAUUUGUAAAGGCAGUGAAAUAGACACAAAUUAACACUUGUGGCAGAUUUUUUUAUUGAUUUGUGAUUAUUUCUGGUUUAUUGCACACUGUUGCUGGGACACGAGGUAUGUUUGUUGUAUACCUGCACUUCUUGAUAGGAAUUGAGUUGCAUGCGUAAAAAAAUAAAAGGAAAAAAUAGCUUAUUCAUUCUGCAGUAUUAUGAGGCAUUUAGUGUGUGUGUGUGUGUGUGUGUGUGUGUUAGUCACUAUUAGGUAUGUACCAUAGCUCAAACUUUGCACAGAUCAAAUAGGUGUUAUAUUGUGUGUGUGUGUGUGUGUGUGUGUAUUUUUUCCACCCCCGCUUUUUUUUUUUUUGUGUGUGUGUGUGUGUGUGUGUGUGAAGUAACUAUUUUUUCCCUUCCUCAAAUGUUUUCCCUUCUCAUUUACGUAUCAGGUGUACAUUUGGUUCCUCAGUGUGUAUAAACAUCAACAUUUUUCCUCGAUAUGACCAAAAAUAACUGACGAGAUCAACUUGUACUGCCGUCACGUGAAUGCUGCGUUUGUCUGUAUAUAAAUGUACCAGCACACGUGAUGAUAAGGCACCGUUUUUGUUACGUACUUAGACGAAACAUGUGUUACCUUCUGUUUACUUGUAUCUUUGUAAGUCUUGAUGCGCUGACAUAUAUAUAUAUAUAUAUAUAUAUAUAUAUAUAUAUACUAAACAUACAUUACUCUUUGUUUCCUUCUUUGACACAUUUUUGUAAGCAAGUCUUCAUUCACUGACUGUUACUAAGACAACACAUGCAUCACCUUGUUUUCCUGUUUUCCUGCACUAUGUCUUCCUUUUUUUCACUAUAACAGACCAAACUUGCAUCAUCUUGUUUUCCUGUUUUCCUGCACCUUUAUAUAUCUUAAUUCACUGACAUACUAAGACAACACAUGCAUUAUCUUGUUUUCCUGUUUUCCUGCACGUAUGUAAGUCUUUGCUCACUGAUUCAGAGCACACAUGCAUUAUCUUACAUUUUCUUGUUUUCCUGCACCACUGUACGUCUAAAUUCACCAAUACGUCAAGAUCAGCACAAGGAUCUCUUAUUUCAAGCACCAAGGGCAUUACAGAAUACGUGAAGUCCAGCCUCUCCCUCCUGUAGCAUGGUGGGCUGUUGUGGUGUUUCAGAUGUCAGGUUUUUUCAUGAGGGACGCUGGCUUGGGGCAACAAAAGGCUGUGGAAGGAAGGCCUGUUGAAGAUGCCAGUCCCCAGUGUGUAGUUAGGUGCUGAAAUAAGCUAAGGUGGUGUUUUGAAUGUAAGAGUGGAAUUGGCAAUGAAACGGCAAUUAAAAUAAGACCUAGUGAAGGUGUCAGUACCCAAAGAAUGUAAAGAAUGUAGUCAGGAGGUACAGAAAUUAAAUACAGUGGUGUUUUGAAUGUAGCUGGUAAGUUGGUUUUGUAAGGGGACGCUGGACUGACUAGAGUGACAAAAAAAGAAUGAAGAAGAGGUCUACUGAAGGUCCUAGUCUGCAAAUGUAGUCAGGAGGUACAGAAAUUACAUAUAGUGGUGUUUUGAAUGUAGCCAGUAAGUUAGGUUUGUAAGUUGACGCUGGGCUAGAGUGACAAAUGAAGAGGUUUACUGAAGGCCCUAGUCUGCAAAUAAUUUAUCUAUUUCAACCCUUUCACUGCUUGUUAAUCUUUCCAAUAAUCACGUACCACUUUUAAACGACUAAAUUUUGUACUAGUCUCUAAAAUUGGUGGUUCUGUAAGGCUUAACCUCCUUCAUUCUCUCUCUUUACACCCAUACAAGCAAUUAUCGCACUGAUCUUAUGUUAAAAGGUGAACAGAGCAGUAAAUAGGACCAUUGCAUUACUGGGAGAGAGUCUUUAGAGAAUUGAUAAGCUUCACACCAAAGCAAGGCAACACAUGGCUAGUCAGGGAGAGAAACCCAAGAUGAAGGGUGGCACAUGUGUGUGUGUGUGUGUGUGUUGCCAUUCUUUAGGUGUGUAUAAAUAGAACACUCUACUAGUUCUUUCUCUGUUCUAGACUAGUAGUUGUAGUGUAGGCAGUCUGCACUUUGUUAUUGUUAUUGAUGAGACAUUGACAGACUAGGGCUUGAGGUCAAGAGAGAGAGAGAGAGAGAGAGAGAGGUGUUAUGAGGUGACUAUUCCAGACUAGUAGUGAUGUAGUGUAGCAAACAUGCACUUCAUUAUUAUUAUUAUUACCACUGAAACAUUUGGACAAGUUAAGAACGAAGGUUGAGAGAGAGAAAGUGUGAUGAGGCAAGGUUAUUCCAGUCUCGUAGUGAUAUAGUGUAGGAAACCCAAACUUCAUUAUUAUUAUUAUUAUUAUUAGUGAUGAUAUUAUUGUGUUAUGAGGCAUACAGCAACACUGCAUUUCUUUUUGUGUGUUACGAGAUGUACAGUGUCUAUAAUUCUGUGUGUGUUAUGAGGAAUGCAGCUGUACAAUACAGUUUUGUUUUGAGGUGUUCAUCUUCAUAAUUGUGUUUUUCUUUGUUAAUAGAUAAAGCAAUAAUUUGGGAAUGAUGCAAAUUAAAGUGAAACGAAUUACUUUGAUGUGUAUUUAUGUUACGUUAUGAUGUCUUCCCAUUGAUGUAGUGACACCAGCAGCAGUGCUUGUUAGAAUGCUUGACAAAGAAGCUGAACAAGUGUUUAUUGAUGGAAAGAAAAAUCUCAAAUGUACAAGUUAAAAAAAAAUGUACAUUGUUAGAAAAAAAAUUGAACAAAUGUCUGUCAAUGAUUCAAAACCUAAAAAAAAAAAAAAAAAAAACUCUUUCUAUAAGUUUUGCAAAUUUAAUUAAAAAAGACACUGGCUCAUAUUCUUGUAUAGAUGACGAUAGAUAAGCGAGAUAGAACAACCCAACUGACACAAGUAGAAGAAAUUACUGUUGGGUAGAUAAGGUAAAGUUAUUUAUCAGUGACAAGAAUGACACAAGCCAAAUCUUAUAAGGAAUUACUGUUAGCCAGAUGAGGUACAACUGUUCAUGAGUUAGGAGAGGGAAGACUGCAUUACCGACCCUCAGUGACUCAGAUAGCAGGAAUUACUGUGUUAAAUGAAUUGCAGUCCUUUGGUAGGCGAGGUAAUGAGUGCAUAUCAGUGUCCAGAUUGAGAGCUAUGUGUUAUUUAGACUUGUUAUAGGCAUCCCAAGCACUACUUCUUUGUUACUUUUAGCCAUGCACCAUCACCACCACCACCACCACCACCACUACUACUACUAUUACUACUACUACUACUACUACUAUGUACCAUGCUGAGUUAUGUGUAAAAGAGGAAUUUGCCAAUUUAUUAAGAAAGAAAGGGAAAAAUGUAAUAAGUCAACUGUG